GGUGAAUGAGGGAAGAAUACAAGUACAACAAGAAUAAUCUUCGCGACGCAGUUAGGCCCAGGUAGACGCAGGAAUAUUCGCACCAUCAGCGUUUCUUUUUUGAACAUCUCACGCAUCCCGAAAAGUCGGAUUUGUUUGCAAACCGCCACGAUGUUGCCAGAACACGACCCUCCCAACGCGCCGACCCUCCUCUCCUCCUCCAGCAGCAUCGAGACGGACCACUACAGCAUGGAGCUGUUGGUCGCCAAGAUGGAGACCCGGCUCCAGACCUUCGUGCUCCAGCUCAUGAAGCCCAGCUUGGAAAAGGUCAACACGAUCCACGAGCAGUUCUGCCAGGUCCGCGACGAGCACGCGCAGCUGCGGAAUCUGGUCCAAGACCAACUCCCCGACCUACAGAAGACGGUACACCGCAACGCGAUCGCCUUCAAGUGUCAGAUGGACGAGGUGCUGGCCGUGGAGAUGCGGGAAAACAAGAAAACUUUGGAGGAAGAGCUCAACCACCGCUGCACCGCCAUCGAAAAACAGGUUGCCGAACUGGCGCAGCAGCACGUCGUCGUGAGUCGGGUGAGCGGGCUGGUGACCGCGCAAAGCGAGCAGUUGCAAAGGUUGUCGCAGCUAGAGGACCGGGUGAGGGAGCAGGAGGAGAAAUUAUGGGCCCAGCUGGAGACCGUGUCGGAGCGGAAAAAAGAUGCGGCUCUACUAGCGGCGGAGGAGGAAAAAGAGUUCGAAUUUGGAGAAGGAAGUGAGGAACAUAGCCAUAGUGGGCCACGCGAAGACAAGUCUAGUUCCGAAACCGGCACCAUUGGAGAUGAAGAUUCUACUGAAGAGAAAAAACUCGGAUCUGGCAAUGCUUCCGACGGAAACGGAAAUGCUGGCGGAGAAAAUGACGAUGCGGACCACGACCAUGACACCCAAACCACAGGAACUUCACAUCGCCAAGGCGGGAACUUGGUAUUCGCAAAUGAGAAAGACUUCCGAGCACGCGUCCGCACAGGAGUGCAGGCAAUGCUGAAUUUAGGUGACGGUGUGUUUUCUCUGGGAAUGAACGAGGCUGACGACGAUGCCACUGGCGAGGAGGAACCAGAAGCAGACCGGAGCGGUGGAGGCGCCGAGCAUGUGGAACGAAGCCAACAACUUCAGCCCUUUUCCCCCACUGCUUCUGCCUCCCUGGGCAGCACUGCACAGCUGCAACAACAGAGUUUUUCCCUGCAGGACUUCGUGAAGCAAAGAGUCGCGAACGCGCUCGGUUUGAAGGAAAAUCAGUCACUGGACACCUUUCUUGCGGAACGGGAUAAGAAAGCGGAAACUCAGUCGAAAUCCAAGUACGCGGUGCGGGAGGAGGUGAGCAAGCAAAUUGAGGAUUUGCGACGGGUGAUGGGGCAAAGUAUCAG
Amoebophrya sp. A120 is the source of this 1391-nucleotide messenger RNA. NCBI's taxonomy places the organism in Eukaryota, Dinophyceae, Syndiniales, Amoebophryaceae. The record is from the annotation of a GenBank genome assembly.